ACCGCGGUAGUCACGUGAUAUAUGCAAACAUCGGCGCGUCGCCGUCACGUGAUCGCGAAUGUCACGUGAGCGACGCCAACACUGGGCGCCACCGUUGUCACGUGACCUCCGGGGCUGAGAAGGGGGUCCGGUCCCUGAGGAGCCCCCGCAGCCCCGUUAUCAGCCCUGGGGCGGUGAGGAGGCUCCUGUGCAGCAGGGUCGCGGGGCACCGGGGUCCAGCGCAGCGUCGCCCGUUCCCCUCCGCAGCUCCCGACCCUCCCGUUUUCUUUCCCGGAGCCGGAGACCGAGGAUGAUCGCCCACAGGGACCCCAAGGAGGAGCUGUGGCUCUCGCACCUCGGCGCCUGCGAAGCGACCGGUGUAGACGAAGAUGGGAUUGUGAGCAAGGAAGAGGAAAAUGCCCACCAAGGCGUCCCUGGGGCAGCAAAACGUGAGGGUUUACUCUCAGGACUCUCCAAGGAGAACAGUUCCCAGAGUCCCACAGAGGACCCACUCCUCCCACGCCAGUCAGGAAGGGUUCCAAGACCCCUGCAAAAGAGGCAAAGCCGAGUGACGCUUUGUGGGAAAAGUUUCAGGAGGCUGCCAGAUAUUAUGCAGCAGAGAAAUCCUUCUGCAGGGAGAAUGACGAUAUGUGGCGAUUGCGGGAAGAGCUUCCGGGUGAGCUCCAACCUCGUCCAGCAUCGGAGAAUCCACACUGGAGAGAAACCCUUCGCUUGUGCCGAGUGCGGGGAGAGUUUCCGCCAGCGGUCGCAUCUCAGCCAGCACCAGCGAAUCCACACUGGGGAGAGGCCCUACGAGUGCUCUGAGUGUGGAAAGAGCUUCAGUAUGAGCUCGAAGCUGAUCCGGCACCAGGUAACCCACACCGGGGAGAAGCCCUACAAGUGUGCCGAGUGCGGGAAGAGCUUUUCCGGGAACUCACAGCUGGUCCAGCACCAGCGAGUGCACACUGGGGAGAAACCCUAUGUGUGCAGCGACUGCGGGAAGAGCUUCAGCGUGAGCUCAGCCCUGACGCGACACCAGCGGGUCCACACCGGAGAGAAACCAUACGAGUGCAGUGACUGUGGGAAGAGCUUCAGCCAGAGCUCUGAGCUCAUGAAACACCAGCGCGUGCACACCGGGGAGAAGCCAUAUGGGUGCUCCGAGUGCGGGAAGAGCUUCACUGUGAGUUCUGCCCUCAUCCAACACCGGCGGUUCCACAUGGGCGAGCGUCCCUAUGGUUGUACUGAGUGUGGGAAAAGCUUCACUGUCAGCUCCCACCUCAUCCAGCACCGCCGCUUCCACACCGGGGAGCGCCCUUUUGAGUGCACGGAGUGCGGGAAGAGCUUCCUAUGGAGAUCAGCCCUGCUCCGGCACCACCGGGUACACACAGGGGAGCGGCCCUAUGCCUGCGCUGAUUGUGGGGACAGCUUUCGGCAGAGCGCCCACCUCAUCCAGCACCGGCGCAUCCACACCGGGGAGCGGCCGUAUGCCUGUGCCGACUGUGGGAAGGGCUUCACCGUGAGCUCUGCGCUCCUCCGGCACCAGCAGAUCCACAGGGGUGGGGAGCCCUAGGAGGGGUGACUGGAGGAAGCAGUGAGAUCCGAUACCCUGUGAGCACCGCUGCGGAGCAAAGCCCAGCAUCUCUCUCUCGUUGCUCCACCGACCGCCCUGUCUGUGGAGGGUGAAAGCUGUUUUUAUAUUUGGGAAAACGAUUCCUAAAAGAGAGAUGGAAGAAGGGGAGAGUCAGUGCAAGGAGCAGAGUUGGAGGUUUGAGGAAGAGCCCAUGCCACGACAUGGGAAGGAGGUAGCGUUGUGAGGGAUAGUUCGAGGGGGAGGACGGAAGGAGGCAGCUUGAAGAGGCUGAAGUAUACUUGGUGGUGCGUUGUAGAGAGGAAAUUAUGUGGCCUUUUCUCUGUGCAUGCACUUCAGACAGUUUCUGGACGUAACAAACUGGACCAGCUGGGAGCCUGCGAUGCUCUGAUGGAGCAAAAGCUCUGGCCUUGCUCCCUGCCUUGCUGUUGGCAGUGUUGCCAGGUUCCCGUCCCCAGGCUGUGGGCUGGGCUGUGCCACAGAGACAGCAAGGCUUGGUCCUGGUCCUGGCUCUGUAGCUGGAGCCAUCACAAACCAUCAGCAUGAACGGGCGAGGCCGAAGCACUCAGCAGGAGCUGAAAGGUGGCUAGUGAGAAUCAUAGAAUUGUUUGGUUGGAAAAGGGCUUUGAGAUCAUCGAUUCCAACCAUACCUGUCCACUAUUAAACCAGAUCCUUAAGCACCGCAUCUGCCCAUCUGUUAAUCCCCUCCAGGGAUUCCCAGGGAUGGGGACUCUCCCACUGCCCUGGGCAGCCUCUGCCAGGGCUUUACCACUGUCAGUGAAGAAAUCUUUCCUAGUAUCCAAUAUGAACC
Messenger RNA from Cuculus canorus (common cuckoo), 2378 nucleotides. Its product is annotated as zinc finger protein 501. The transcript is spliced from 2 exons. The coding region runs from base 290 to 1549 and encodes 419 amino acids. Lineage: Eukaryota; Metazoa; Chordata; Aves; Cuculiformes; Cuculidae. The record is from RefSeq and is a predicted model, not a curated record.